CGGCGCCAAAACGUUCGGAAGCACAACGAGAAUCGGUCGUGGUCGUUGGAAGAGUCGCUCGAGAAAAAAAAAGAUCGCGAACUCGGCGCCAAAAUCAAAUUUUGUGACAGCAAAAAAAAAUUGUGACUAUGUAUAGUGACUAUCCGGAAACAAGUGUAUAGUGAUUUUACGGAUUAUUAUUAUUAUUUUUUUUUUAAAAUUGGAUUUUAUGGAAAGCCUACUUUAGGGAAUGGAACCACUACCAACCAAUAUACUGUCAUUCCUGAAAAAUAAUAUAUAAAAAAUACUUGAUUGAAAAAAAAAAAACAAGAAUCAAAAUGGUUGAUAUACGUAUGGAGCCACCCCCAACUCCAACGCCGAAAAAAUCCAAAGGCAUAUCCAUGACGAUGGUGAAAAAUUGGUUGAUGAUGUCCGACACGAAGAAACCAGUGGAACCGCCGAAGUUUCAAAAAAUGCCAGACAAUUUUUUGAGGAGUUUGAGGAGGCGAUCGUUAAGGGUGAAGAGGAGCAAGAGUUUUGUGCUGCCUGAGAAACGGAAAAGCGAUUCCUUCGUCAACUCUCAAGAAUGGACCCUAUCCAGAGCUGUUCCUGACUUGCGCCUAGGUAUAGUGGGCUCUCUGAGUUCCGGCAAAUCGGCGCUGGUACAUCGGUAUUUGACCGGUUCCUAUAUGCAAGAAGAAUCCCCUGAAGGAGGCAGAUUCAAGAAGGAAAUCCUAGUGGACAAUCAAAGUUACUUGUUGCUGAUUAGGGAUGAGGGUGGUCCACCUGAACUACAGUUUACCGCUUGGGUGGAUGCAGUCAUCUUCGUGUUCAGUCUCGAAAACGAAUCUUCAUUUAAUGCAAUCUACAACUACUACACGAAAAUGUCGCAUUACAGGAACUCAGCUGAGAUUCCACUGAUACUUGUUGGAACUCAAGAUGCAAUCAGCGAAAACAAUCCGAGAGUAAUCGACGAUUCGAGGGCGAGGAAAUUAGCGACCGAUUUGAAGAGGUGUUCGUACUACGAAACCUGCGCCACCUACGGACUCAACGUUGAACGGGUGUUUCAAGACGCUUGUCAAAAAAUCGUGCAACAACGCCUCACUCAGUCAACAAUUUGCUUGACUCCGACAAAUUCGCGCCCAUCGACGCCCAAUAGUCACUAUCAUCCUUCAGUAGUGCAACGCCAUCUUCAGGCUAACAACGGGUUCGUGCAAAUGGAGCGACCAACUGUGCAUAUGUCUCCUGGACAUCAUACUUUACCCCAUAAUAAAGUGGUACAGGAUAGUCAAGUGAUGCAAGAAUUGCGCCAACACAUAGUACAAAAACCGACACAUCAAAGUUCCCAAUCGGACAAGGAUAGCAGUAGUUACAAGUCAACAGAGGAAGAAAGAAAAUGGAACUCUUCAUCUUCAACGUUAGCUAGUAUCAAUUCCUCUCAAGGCGUCAUUGCAGUCACCACAGAAAAUAAUAACGUGGCCAAGUUUGCUGCGCCACAUUCCUUGGAUAAUCUUCAAACUGCUCAACAGCAACAAAAUAACUCAAAAGAUCUCAAGGAUUUACCCACUCCCAACUCAACGCCCACUACCUCAAGAAAAAAUAGACGACGGUCAAAUUUGUUUACUCCAUCCAAAAAUGAGAAGCUCAAGAACGGCGGAGAUUUUGGUAGUGGUCGAGCUAUACCUUUGAAACAAGGCUACCUCUAUAAAAAAUCUAGUAAACCCCUCAACAAAGAAUGGAAAAAGAAAUACGUAACUCUCUGUGAUGAUGGAAGAUUGACUUAUCAUCCAAGCCUGCACGAUUACAUGGACGACGUCCAUGGAAAGGAGAUUUCCUUGCAAUACGUAACUGUGAAAGUGCCUGGCCAAAAACCUAGGGGAUCCAAGUCUAUCGUAACAGUUGCUGGCCACGGUUAUGGAGGAAAUGGAUCUGCUCUGCAUGAAAAUUUGGGCGGUUUGUCGCUAAUGGCUAAAGAUAAACGCCCAACCGAGAAAGUACUGAUGACAGCAUUUGAAACCGUAAAAGAUCCAAGUUUCAAAUACUCUCAACAGAGCGGCGAUGAAGGAAUGACUUUGUCUAGUAGCAACUCUUUUCUUAAUGGGGAAAUAGGCAAAACGGAGACACCUAAUGUCAAAAAGAGACAUCGGAGAGUUAAAAGUAGUGGUGUUAAAAAUUCUGAAUAUGAUGACGCUGACGGUUAUGAAUUCUACAUAGUCUCGCUCGAAGGUAAACAAUGGAAUUUUGACGCUUCUUCAGUAGAAGAAAGAGACGAAUGGGUGGCAGCUAUCGAACAACAAAUCCUCAAUUCGCUACAGCUUAACGAAUCUUCGAAAGCAAAGAGCAAUCCCAGCGAAGCGGCCUCCAUACAGUCCAUCAAGAACAGGGUACCUGGUAACGGAUCUUGUGUGGAUUGUGACGCACCAAAUCCGGACUGGGCCAGUUUAAAUUUAGGUGUUUUAAUGUGUAUAGAAUGUUCGGGAAUACAUAGGAACUUGGGUUCACACAUUUCAAGAGUUAGAUCUUUGGAUUUGGACGAAUGGCCUCCUGGGAAUCAAAGUGUAAUGUUGGCAAUUGGUAACACACUAGCGAAUUCCGUAUGGGAGUGUCAAACUUAUAAUAGGAUAAAACCUAUACCAACCUCCAGUCGAGAAGAAAAGGAAAGAUGGAUACGAUCCAAAUACGAACACAAGGAAUUCCUGCCGCCGCCCAAUAAUACUAUGCCUCUCGGACAGCAACUAAUCGACGCUGUCUGUAGCUCCAAUAUCAAGUCCAUUAUUCACGUGUUGGGUUUGGCGAAUACGCAACAAGUUAAUACCACUGUGGGACCUAGAGAUUUAAGGACGCCACUUCAUUUGGCUUGCGCGAUGGGCAAUUUGCCAGUGGCGCAACUACUUAUUUGGCAUCACGCAGACGUGAAAGCUGUGGACCAAGAUGGCCGUACUUGUCUGGCUUAUGCCAAAGCGGCAGCUAACAUAGCGGCUGCCAAGUGCUCGGCAGUGAAAAGUCACAACCUUGACUUAUCUGCGGCAAAUAGCAGAAGCUUGGUGGACUUGUUACUCAGCUAUGGAUGCCCAGAGAUGGCAACUGUGGCGAUAAGCGGCACUAUUCCGAGACGAAGAGGCAGUCAAACUCAACAGUAUGAAAAACUACCUUCCAGUGUUAUUUAACAAUUAGAGCAAUUUCAUUUCGAUCCAUUUUAAUUGAACUUUAGGGUUAUCUGUGUGUGUGAUGUGGUUAAAUCAGUAGCUGAAAAUAUUAAGUCAAAUGCACUUAGACCAAAUUUUGAAAUAUCCACUUUGCAUCACAAUAACCACCCGUCGAUGUAACCCUUUCUGACUGAAUAGAAUAAAAAUCGUAAACGUGUAAUUGAGUGUGUUAUGGACCAUGGCACAUUUUUUUUUGUGUUAGCAGGCACCUUUUCCAAAUUAGUUGGAAACUGAAGUUGCCUCUUUAAUUUUAUACAAUAUUUUGACAUUUAUUAAUAAAUGUGCAAUUUCUUUUUUUGAGUUUUUGACCAAUUGAUUUUAUAUUUAAUAAGAAAAAAAACUAUUUUAUUAUUGUUCCGUCCCAUUCAAAGUAAACCUUUAAACAAACAAACAAAAAAUUGGCAAUGGUCCCAGUCGUAUGUUUACUAUCUAUCAGCUGUGUACAAUCAUUCAAGACUUUUUCCUAAUACUCACGAGUAAUUGUUGUUAUGUGGCACUUUUGUACUUAAACAAGGAACAAUUUCGUUUAGAUCUUUUGAUAGCAACACAUCAAUAAGUGAAAUUGAAAUUUGUGGAAAGUGAUGUUCAAGAUUUAAAUAAAUCGUUCCAAACCCUUGAGUGUUUCAUAGGGGAUUUUGCACUGAUUCACGGUUAUUAGUUAAUUGUUUUUCAGUCACGCAUAGUUGUGAAAAUAUUGUUAAUUGUACCUAUAAUUUAUUUAAGUUUCUGCUUUGUGUGGUAAUUUAAAAAAAUUUGAUUCAGUUUUUUCAAAUGUGCGUCAUAAUAAUGUGAAAAUAAUGUAGCUCAAUAUUUAAAACUCUGUCUCAAGUUUUCACUACCCUUGCUUCUGUAAUGUAAUGCUUUUUGUGGGUUUAUUUUCAAGGCAGAUAUUUUGAAUUUUCUUUUUUAUACAUUUGACUUCUGGAUUAAAACAAAAACUCCUCGAAAAUGGGUAAUUGAAUUAGUUGGCUUUGGUCAAUUUUUUUUUCAAAUAUCCGCCCCUCAUUUAGCAUAUUACAUACCUACUUGUAUUUCAUCUGUGGUAAAUAUUAUUUACUAAUAUUUUUUUGUUAUGUUUAUUGGUUACUUUUAUUAUUAUAAUUUUUCUUUGUAUAUAUUUUCGCCAAAGAAUUUGUAUGUAUUAUUGUUUUGUAUAUAUGGCUAAAUUUAUGUACAGAAAUUUAUAUAUGUUGUUCUUCCCUAAAAAAAUAAACAAGUGAAAACAUAAAA
Messenger RNA from Ceutorhynchus assimilis (cabbage seed weevil), 4415 nucleotides. The record is from the annotation of a GenBank genome assembly. NCBI's taxonomy places the organism in Eukaryota, Metazoa, Arthropoda, Insecta, Coleoptera, Curculionidae.